This is a messenger RNA of Suillus bovinus, 708 nucleotides long. RefSeq lists its product as uncharacterized. Bases 1 to 708 code for a protein of 235 amino acids. Lineage: Eukaryota; Fungi; Basidiomycota; Agaricomycetes; Boletales; Suillaceae. The record is from RefSeq and is a predicted model, not a curated record. The transcript is spliced from 6 exons.
AUGAGCGACAGCACACAGUUGAGGGACAGGGACUCGACCCCAGUUCCUUCAGGAAGCUCGGUCCAACCACCACGCAAAUUUCGCCGGUUUCUCAGAAAGGUCCAAGAUGGUGUAACAAGGAAGAUUUCUGCUGAGAUCAUACAGAAGCGCUCGAACAUUAAUAAUUUGCGCAGCGACGAGCCUGAGGUUCAGGAUGCUCCAUCUGGCAUGGAAAAAGCUGCUGAUCCCAAAUCGGCACUUCAACGCGCCAAAGAGGCUGUCAAAGGGAUGAAAUUACUUUCGAAGCCUGUGCAAUCUGCAGUAUCUACCACCCAAAAUGCGUCGGGGGAUCUCGAGGAUGCAUAUAAUUUCCAGGACACAUAUCUCAAACCCCUCAGGAUAUUCGACAAUGUUAUCGGGAAGCUCGCGGAUGUACAUCCAUAUGCAAAGAUUGCACUGGGCAUCUUGUCUUGCGCUUCAAAAAUGGUCAUCGCCCAAGCGGAUCGUGAUCAAGCGGUCCAUCGUCUCAUCGACAAGUUGGACCAAGUUUAUAAAUUCAUGAUGCAGGACGAGACACUUCGCCAUAUUUCAUCGAUGCGUGGUAUAGUUGGUCAGAUUUCUCAGCAGACCCUCGAAUGCGCCCGCUUCAUCAGAGAUUAUUCAGAGACCAAGAACUUUUGUGAGUCUUCAAGCUGUCGCACGUUCCACAUGCUCAGUCUUCUAUUGUAA